Molecule: messenger RNA, 1264 nt
Organism: Phytophthora sojae
Lineage: Eukaryota; Oomycota; Peronosporomycetes; Peronosporales; Peronosporaceae
Exons: 6
Coding region: 1-1176 (391 amino acids)
Biological process (GO): regulation of monoatomic ion transmembrane transport; potassium ion import across plasma membrane
Cellular component (GO): plasma membrane
Molecular function (GO): inward rectifier potassium channel activity
Source: RefSeq, a predicted model, not a curated record
AUGUCGGGAGUCGAGCAGCCGCUGCUCUCGGUGGCGUCUAGCGGCGGAUCCGCGUCCUGCCAGGCGCCGCAGUCUCAGCGCACGCGCUUCCUGGAUCGCCGCGGUCGCAUCUACCGCAAAGGCGGAGACUGGCGCAAGAUCUACUGGGACGACCCGUUCCACACGGUGAUCAACACGCGCACGUCGAGGAUCAUCUGGGGCGUCUUCAUUGCGUACUUUUUCAUCAUUUUGUUCUUUGCUCUGGCGUACCUGGACGUGUCAGUGCGUCACCCGACGUGUCAUGUGGGCCUUUCGAGCAUCAUGGAGGCCUACGUGUUCUCGCUCGAGACCAUUAUGACAAUUGGAUAUGGUGCGCCAACUGACGACAUUUUCUACGGCGGAUGCACAUCCAUCGCUACGCUUUUGACUCUUGAGUCAUUUGCUGGAAUCAUCCUGGAUUCGGUCUGCAUUGGCAUCUUCUACGCUCGCUUCUCCCGUGCCAACCAACGGGCAAACACCAUCAUGUUUUCGAACUCCGCGGUGAUUCGCAAGAUCCGAGGACACUACUACUUCAUGUUCCAGACCUGCGAGCGACGCAAGCACCAGCUCGUGGAGGCUCACGUCCGUUUGUACGCCGUUCGCCACGAGGCUGAGGACGACAGCGACGAGCCCCACGACUUCCUGUUCCAGUGCCACCAAAUGCGCGUGCAACAGCCUGACGACGACUGCGGCGCGAUGCUGCUCAUGGUGUUGCCUCAGGUGGUCGUGCACCGUAUUGACCAGUGGAGCCCGUUGUUCCCUCCCGAGUGUCUGCCACGAGACGGUGGGGAUUCCAAGACUUGCGCUAGCUACCCGGAUCCGACACAGCGUCAGGUGGACAUCGACAACGGUAAUCGCGAUGGUGGUCUACCAGGUGCGCCAAAACUUUACCAAGAACCUACUAAGGCGCAGAUCAUGAAUCACUUGCGCAGAAGUGGAUUGGAAGUCGUGGUGAUUUUGGAGGGUAUCGAUAGCUCCACUUCCAACACCAUGCAGGCUCGCAAUUCGUACACUGACGAUGACAUCGUGUGGGAUGCUACCUUCGAGCGCUGCGUGAUCAAGACGUCCAGGGGUCUCUGCAUCGACUUCGACCGCUUUCACCUGCUAAAGCCAGCGCCGAUGGAUGCAAAACGGUGCGUCAUGCCAUCCCAAUUUUGAGAGCUGUGUAUCGGGGGUGUACAGCGAAGAUAGCACUUGUCACGCGGGUAGCUAUUAACCUCACGAAAAUACACAUUUUUCACCGUGU